AUGGAAUUUUUCGUCGAGAUGGACCACAGGGAGGCUUUCCUGGCGCUUGCGAGACGGGGCAACAUUUCAAAAGAGGAUCUGGCCGAGGGGCUGGAUGAUUCGGGCUACAGGGCCGAUCAGGAAGCCGGCGACGACGACAACGAUAGCGAUGAUGAGAGCGUUGACUCUUUAGACUCGACGCCGCGGGGGUCUGCCUGCGGAAGCGACGCGAGCAAGGAUUACACGAACGAAACAGAGCAAGGGACCACAGAUGGGGUGUCGGCCUUGAACGGGCUGAAGGUUAACACGUUACUACAAGAACACGAGUCGGAUCUUGAGUCGGCCGGAAACGCAAGCACCCUCUGCUCCGCUCGAGAGUCAUACAGCGAGGGGUCUACAACAGAGCAGUCCGACGUGAUCGGCCCCGAUGAUGAGUUUUGGAGCAACUGGCUGUCGUCCGACGGGCCGAAGAUCAAUGACCUCAGCGAUAACGACGAUUGGGCCAGCCCCACGGAGGCUUCCGACAAUCAUGAUGAGUGGGAUAGUGACAUUGCGGACCGCUUUUUGGAGCAACCGGUUAACAGCGACCCCAUCCGCGGGAGGCUUUUGCAACGUGUUCAAAAAUGUUUGAACAGUGAAGAGAAAGCAGAGAAGAACGCUAACUUAGCUGACGAGGUCUUGGCCGAGUACGACAGGUGUCCGGACGGCACGACAGCAGAUGAGCGUGUCCGAAGAGCUAUCAUCCGUGGGCAGUUCCAUGAGAUGGUUAUGAAUACGGAAGAGAUCAGCGAUGAAAGCCUCAGUAAGGAUACGGAUGGCAACGUCGUUCUCAAAGAAAAGCUCUUGACAGAAGCUGUCAUAAUGAACACUUAG
Messenger RNA from Colletotrichum higginsianum IMI 349063, 852 nucleotides. RefSeq lists its product as uncharacterized. Bases 1 to 852 code for a protein of 283 amino acids. The transcript has a single exon. Lineage: Eukaryota; Fungi; Ascomycota; Sordariomycetes; Glomerellales; Glomerellaceae. The record is from RefSeq and is a predicted model, not a curated record.